Molecule: messenger RNA, 5137 nt
Organism: Gorilla gorilla gorilla (western lowland gorilla)
Lineage: Eukaryota; Metazoa; Chordata; Mammalia; Primates; Hominidae
Gene: CHRNA3
Product: cholinergic receptor nicotinic alpha 3 subunit
Exons: 6
Coding region: 932-2644 (570 amino acids)
Biological process (GO): monoatomic ion transmembrane transport
Cellular component (GO): postsynaptic membrane
Molecular function (GO): transmembrane signaling receptor activity; acetylcholine-gated monoatomic cation-selective channel activity
Source: RefSeq, a predicted model, not a curated record
ACGUUGGCCGCCUGGUCUCGCUUUCUCUCUUGUCUUUUCUCAUUCUUUUGACUCCGCCUGACUUUGUCACCCCCAUGGCCUGGGGUUGGGUCUGAUCACCCCAAAAAAUUUUUCAUUAAGGAACAACCCAAAAGUAUUCUAAAGAGAACAGUGUAACAAACCUCCAGGUACCAUCACCCUGCCUCAACAAUUAUCAACUCAUAGCCAAUAUUGUUUCAACUAACUUCCACCCGCCCCUAAGCUGUAAGGACUUAAAAAAAAAUACCAGUACUAUAUCUAAGUUUUUGUUUUGUUUUGUUUUGUUUUUGAGAUGAAGUCUCACUCUGUCACCCAGGCUGGAGUGCAGUGGCGCAAUCUCGGCUCACUGCAGGCUCUUCCUCCCGGGUUUACGCCAUUCUCCUGCCUCAGCCUCCCGAGUAGCUGGGACUACAGGUGCCUGCCACCACGCCGGGCUAAUUUGUAGAGUAUUUUUAGUAGAGACGAGGUUUCACCGUGUUAGCCAGGAUGGUCUCUGACCUCGUGAUCCGCCCGCCUUGGCCUCCCAAAGUGCUGGCUGGGAUUACAGGCGUGAGCCACUGCUCCCGGCUAAAAUAUUUAACAAUUACGUAAUAGCACGAGAUACACAAGGCGUCCUUCCCAGGGUGUGUUAGCGUCUCUCCUACGGCGCCCGCCUAGCCCGGUGGUCCCAGCCCCCUGCGGGAGCUGCACACGCCCCGGAAACCUGGGACAGAGACUGAGUCCCUCUCCUUCCUGGUGGUGGUGACAGCACCUGCUCAGAUCUGGUCGGACGCCGCCGGCCGGAGCACCCAGCCCGGCGGAGAAGGAGCUCGUCCGGCGCUGGAGACUGGGACCUGGAGCCCCUUCCCCUACCGCACGUACGCCCCGCCCCGCGCACGCCCCCCCGCCCGCGCCUGGCGCAGCUUCACUCUGGAUGGUUCCUGUCCUCCCGCGGGUCCGAGGGCGCUGGAAAGCCAGCAGCGGCGAAGCGGAGAGGAGCCCCGCGCGUCUCCGCCCGCACGGCUCCAGGUCUGGGGUCUGCGCUGGAGCCGCGCGGGGAGAGGCCGUCUCUGCGACCGCCGCGCCCGCUCCCGACCGUCCGGGUCCGCGGCCAGCCCGGCCACCAGCCAUGGGCUCUGGCCCGCUCUCGCUGCCCCUGGCGCUGUCGCCGCCGCCGCUGCUGCUGCUGGUGCUGCUGUCUCUGCUGCCAGUGGCCAGGGCCUCAGAGGCUGAGCACCGUCUAUUUGAGCGGCUGUUUGAAGAUUACAAUGAGAUCAUCCGGCCUGUGGCCAACGUGUCUGACCCAGUCAUCAUCCAUUUCGAGGUGUCCAUGUCUCAGCUGGUGAAGGUGGAUGAAGUAAACCAGAUCAUGGAGACCAACCUGUGGCUCAAGCAAAUCUGGAAUGACUACAAGCUGAAGUGGAACCCCUCUGACUAUGGUGGGGCAGAGUUCAUGCGUGUCCCUGCACAGAAGAUCUGGAAGCCAGACAUUGUGCUGUAUAACAAUGCUGUUGGGGAUUUCCAGGUGGACGACAAGACCAAAGCCUUACUCAAGUACACUGGGGAGGUGACUUGGAUACCUCCGGCCAUCUUUAAGAGCUCCUGCAAAAUCGACGUGACCUACUUCCCGUUUGAUUACCAAAACUGUACCAUGAAGUUCGGUUCCUGGUCCUACGAUAAGGCGAAAAUCGAUCUGGUCCUGAUCGGCUCUUCCAUGAACCUCAAGGACUAUUGGGAGAGCGGCGAGUGGGCCAUCAUCAAAGCCCCAGGCUACAAACACGACAUCAAGUACAACUGCUGCGAGGAGAUCUACCCCGACAUCACAUACUCGCUGUACAUCCGGCGCCUGCCCUUGUUCUACACCAUCAACCUCAUCAUCCCCUGCCUGCUCAUCUCCUUCCUCACUGUGCUCGUCUUCUACCUGCCCUCUGACUGCGGUGAGAAGGUGACCCUGUGCAUUUCUGUCCUCCUCUCCCUGACGGUGUUUCUCCUGGUGAUCACUGAGACCAUCCCUUCCACCUCGCUGGUCAUCCCCCUGAUUGGAGAGUACCUCCUGUUCACCAUGAUUUUUGUAACCUUGUCCAUCGUCAUCACCGUCUUCGUGCUCAACGUGCACUACAGAACCCCGACGACACACACAAUGCCCUCAUGGGUGAAGACUGUAUUCUUGAACCUGCUCCCCAGGGUCAUGUUCAUGACCAGGCCAACAAGCAACGAAGGCAGCGCUCAGAAGCCGAGGCCCCUCUAUGGUGCCGAGCUCUCAAAUCUGAAUUGCUUCAGCCGCGCAGAGUCCAAAGGCUGCAAGGAGGGCUACCCCUGCCAGGACGGGAUGUGUGGUUACUGCCACCACCGCAGGAUAAAAAUCUCCAAUUUCAGUGCUAACCUCACGAGAAGCUCUAGUUCUGAAUCUGUUGAUGCUGUGCUGUCCCUCUCUGCUUUGUCACCAGAAAUCAGAGAAGCCAUCCAAAGUGUCAAGUAUAUUGCUGAAAAUAUGAAAGCACAAAAUGAAGCCAAAGAGAUUCAAGAUGAUUGGAAGUAUGUUGCCAUGGUGAUUGAUCGUAUUUUUCUGUGGGUUUUCACCCUGGUGUGCAUUCUAGGGACAGCAGGAUUGUUUCUGCAACCCCUGAUGGCCAGGGAAGAUGCAUAAGCACUAAGCCGUGUGCCUGCCUGGGAGACUUCUUUGUGUCAGGGCAGGAGGAGGCUGCUUCCUAGUAAGAACGUACUUUCUGUUAUCAAGCUACCAGCUUUGUUUUUGGCAUUUCGAGGUUUACUUAUUUUCCACUUAUCUUGGAAUCAUACAAAAAAAAAAAAGUCAAGAGUAUUUAUUACCGAUAAAUGAACAUUUAACUAGCCUUUUUGGUAUGGUAAAGAGAUGUCAAAAUGUGAUUCUAUGUGAUUAGUAUGCUAUGCUAUGGAAUAUACAUGUAAAAAUGUUUCCUUUUAGUUGUUGAAACAAAACUGGAUAGAAAAAUGCUGUUCAGAAAUAUGAAAAGUCAUUCAGUUAUCACUACACAUCUCCCAGUAAUUUUUCUUAUUUAGCCCAUAAUCUCUUUGAAGGUUUAUACUAAUUCAGCAAUCCCCCAUCGUUACCCAUUUCUUACCAUGCAUUUCUCGUUCUUUACUGGGUCUAAAGGGCUAUGCCUCCGUUUCAGAGAGCUUCAACUACUUCUCUUGCAUACUUCUAAAUUAUACCAUGAGAAAUCAUGCCUAGUUAUUCAUUGUUAAUAUAACUGUCUUACUACACCAUAAACUGGGUGGAUUAUAAACAACAGAAAUUUCUCAGUUUUGGAGGUUGGGAGGUCCAAGGUCAAGGCACCAGCAAAUUUGGUGUCUGGUGAGGGUCCUCUUCCUCAAAGGGUGCCUUCUAGCUGUGUCCUCACAUGACUGGAGUAGCUACCUCUGUGGGGUCUAUUUUAUAAGGGCACUAACCCCAUUCAUGAGAGCAGAGCCCCCAUGGCCUAAUCACCUUUCCAAGGCCCCACCUUCUAUCUAAGACAAUCACGCUGGGAUUAGGUUUCAACAUAUGAAUUUGGGGAGGACACAUUUGGACCACAGCAUGAACCUUUAGAACAGGGUUUCUCAGCCUUAGCACUAUGGACAUUUUGGACUGGAUAAGUAUGUGUUGGUACAGAGUGGGGGUAUCCUAUGCAUUGUAGGAUCUUUAGCAGUACCCUAGCCUCAACUCACUAGAUGCCAAUGACAUACCUUGCUUCUUCACCAGUUACGAUAACGAAGAAUGUCUCCAUUGUUAAAUGUCGCCUUAGGAGCAAAAUUGCCCCUGGUUGAGAAACAUUGCUUUAGACAAAUUGUUAAGAGUAUCAUGUACUACACUUCUGAAACUUAACAUGAUCAUCACCACUGACAGAUGAUUCACAGAGACUGUUUGAAUCUUGUCUCACUAGUUUUUCCUGUGCAAAAAUAAAAUGGACAGAAUUGCAGCCCGCUGUGACUCAUGUUUCAAUAAGUCAAAAGAAAGAUGUCGAUAAAAAUUUAUAUAUAAAAAUCAUAAGUAACAGUAAUGGUAGUAUAAGAGGGAUCAGGGAUGUAUAUGAACUAAGGUAGGUAGCUGGCAGGCAAUCUAAAUUCAUCACACCAGGCUUUCACUCAUUAAAUGGCAUUAAACACCUGCCUACGAUUAAAUGCAAAUUAGAUAGGGUCUCCUCUGCCUUCCAAAGAGCAUUGGCUUGAACUUAGAUAGGUUACUUAUUAUAAAUAAAUGAGGUGUUUGUUUGUGAUCUCAACAGCUAAGAGUUCUAAAUUGAACAGAGGGUUUCUGUCAGUGUUCGCUACCUGGUCACACCUGAAGUGGUGACAUUUAGAGAUGGAAUUUAACUGUUUUAACUGUGAUACAUUAUACUGUACUAAAUCAUUUACGCUAUACUAGUAAUAGGCUAAGAUUUAUUACAUCUAAAGGCCCUUGCAACUCUAAGAUUCUAUUAUUGUAAUUGUUAGAAUGAAGGAGAGAAAACUGAAAUAUUACAGGUACAUAACAGUGUGCAUAUACCAAGUUAGAAUACUGUGUUUCAUAUUAGAAGAUUGUUUUCUCACAGAAUGAUUUAGACCAAAAUAUGUUUGAGACAGAGUUUUGCUCUUGUUGCCAGGCUGGAGUGCAAUGGUGCAGUCUCGGCUCACUGCAACCUCCACCUCCCAGGUUCAAGCGAUUCUCCUGCCUCAGCCUCUUGAGUAGCUGGGACUACAGGCGCCUGCUACCAUGCCCGACUAAUUUUUUGUACUCUUAGUAGAGACGGGGCUUCACCAUGUUGGUCAGGCUAGUCUCGAACUCCUAACCUCUGGUGAUCCACCUGCCUCAGCCUCCCAAAGUGCUUGGAUUACAGAUGUGAACCACUGCCCCCGGCCCUAAAUAUGUUUUUUAAAUGGGGUUCAUGUAAUUGUAGUGGACUGACUAUUCUAAGAUCAAGGAUAAAGAGAUACUACCACAAUUUACAUAGAAGAUGGUUCUAUUAAUUGUGGGAAAUGUGGACAAGAGGAUUGAAAUUAAUGUUAAGGAUAUGCUACUGCGUGUCCACAGGAGUUGUCUACUGUAUGACUUUACAGUGGAAGCUAAGCUACAGAAAUAGUUAACACAAUAAUUAUUAAGUUUAAGCAUCUAAAGAAUAAAGUAAGCCUUAAAGGAGUUCCC